AUGUCUUCUCCCCCGACUUCAAAGCGAAUCAAAACGUCGGCUACCACAAGCGCCCCGCCGCAUCUACUUGCCCAACAACAGAUUCACCCUUUCCACCGCGUCCCAACCUUUGAAGGUAUUCCAAUUCCUACCGCUCCAUUACAACAACAACAACAACAACAACAACAAAAUCCCGGAAACUCGCGUAAACGCCCACCUUCCCCCGCAGGAUCUUCAGUCAUGAUGGCAGCUCCAGUCAACACUGGGGCUGGCGCGAUCGAAGACCCGAACACCAUUCCUACUAUUGAGUCCACGCCCAAAAAGAAGGGACGGACAAAUACUCCAUGGACUGCGGAAGAGGAACAACGGCUCAAAACAAUGCGCGAUGCAGGCCGCAGCUGGAGCGAAAUCGCUAAGACUUUCCCCACUCGAACUGAGGGCAGUGUCAAAAAACACUGGUACAAGGACAUGCACUACGCCGAGUUCGCUGAAGAUGAGUCUGUGAAGCUUCGCGAUGCAAUCAAAGAGUACGAGGCAAACAAGUGGAAGGUGAUCGGGCAAAAGGUGGGAAAGCCUGCCAAAGCCUGCGAGCAAUAUGCCAAAGAACAUUUCAAGAAUGUCUGA
Molecule: messenger RNA, 603 nt
Organism: Penicillium soppii
Lineage: Eukaryota; Fungi; Ascomycota; Eurotiomycetes; Eurotiales; Aspergillaceae
Product: SANT/Myb-like DNA-binding domain-containing protein
Exons: 6
Coding region: 1-603 (200 amino acids)
Source: RefSeq, a predicted model, not a curated record